Molecule: messenger RNA, 998 nt
Organism: Aspergillus costaricaensis CBS 115574
Lineage: Eukaryota; Fungi; Ascomycota; Eurotiomycetes; Eurotiales; Aspergillaceae
Product: ketohexokinase
Exons: 6
Coding region: 10-954 (314 amino acids)
Biological process (GO): fructose metabolic process
Molecular function (GO): ketohexokinase activity
Source: RefSeq, a predicted model, not a curated record
GUGAACAAUAUGUCCUUGGUCGCAAUAGGUGCAUGCUAUGUGGAUACAAUCCUAACAACACCCCACUAUCCGGGAGAAGAUGAUAAGCUACGAGCUUCCAGUAUCUCCCGUCGGCGGGGAGGUAACUGUCCAAAUUCUCUGGAAGUCUUGAAGCAGUUGACAGCGAACAACCCUUCAACUGCUGAUGUCUCCCUGAACCUGAUUGCUGUCCUACCUGCGAAGGCGUCUACUGCUGCCCAAGAGAUUCAGUCAGCAUUCAAGCCCCACGUUAACCUGUCUCAUUGUAUCUUUCGAGAGGCCUUCAAUGAGCCUGCCUCAAGUUACAUCAUCAAGAGUGAAUCGUCUGGCAGUCGUACCAUUGUCAACUACAAUGAACUGCCUGAGAUGACGGUGGAUGAGUUUACCCAGAUUGCAGGCAAUCUCACCAACCCAACUUGGUUCCAUUUCGAGGGUCGGAUACCUGACGUGACUUUAUCAUGUAUCCGAUAUCUCCGUCAGCGGUACCCAUCCGCGACUGUUAGCGUCGAGGUUGAGAAGCCUGGGCGCGAGGGUUUGCAGAACCUAGCAGAGGAAGCUGACGUAGUAUUCUACUCGAAGAGCUGGGCUCAAGGAAACGGAUGUCAUACUGCUGAAGAAUGUGUUCGGAAAGAAUCGACACUGACACGAAAAGCGUCGUUGCUGUGCUGCACUUGGGGUCAAGACGGUGCUGUGGCUUUUGAGCCCAAAACGCAGACUUCAGUUCAUAGUCCUGCAUAUUCUGCAGCAAACUUUCAAGUCAUCGACCCGAUUGGCGCAGGUGACACUUUUAUAGCCGGUAUGCUAUACGCACUAAUCUGUCGAGGAAGUGAAUGGAGCCUAUCAGAGAAAUUAGGCUUUGCCAAUCGACUCGCCGGUAUGAAGGUCUCCCAGGAGGGGUUUUCAGGUCUUGCAAGAGCUUUGGAGUCUUUCCCUUAGAGUCGUUGUGUAUACUAUUGCAGAGAGUAAUUUUGCAGGGUAAG